UGGGCUAUUUCCGUCCCGUUUUCUCUCUCCCUCGCUCAGUCCUUCUCCACUCAAAAAAAACCGUCCCCCUCUCUGCCUUGUUCUCCAUCUCGGAUCUAGAUGUUCUUAGAAAAAGAAAUAAAUCUUGAUCUAGAUCCCACCGCCCCAAUCCUCUCCCUUCCAUGGCCAGCUGCCUUCCCUUCCCCGGCGAGCAGCUCCGCUCGACCCUCUUCCACCCCUUCUUUGGAGGUCGUGGGCGUCGCCGGUGGAGCUCAUCCAUCACGGGUCGUGCGACGACCACCGUCGUCCUUCUCUGCCACCCCACACACACACACACACAUCUUCUUAAUUCGUUCAGAUUCUACCAUUAUUUCUAAUCUGCUUUCUCGAUUAUGCAGGUGCUAAUAUGUAAUUCAUGGAUGUCCGAGGAAUCACUCAUUCGUCUCCCAGUCUUCUGCGCCAUGUCGCCAAACUGAAGUGGAUUUGCGAGAACAGUUCUUAUUUCGUUUUCCCCGUCCUCUUCCACAAGGCCAUAUUUGUGGUUGAAGUUGAUUUUAUGGUUGCUCAAAGUUCUGGAGCGAGCUGGAUGGAUUUUGAAUUGGUUCCUUUCCAUCAUACAUGGCUCGUGGUUCAAGUUUUAAGGUGUUAUGUGCUACAUGGAUUAGCUGCCUCACCCUCUGAACUUUUUAGCUCGGGUGGCGGGGAAGACGCCCGCGCCAAUGGCCGUGCGGAACUCGCUGCCUGCGGCCACGCAUCCACUUGCAACCGGGCUGUGGGCGAGCCUGCUGUCACAGUCCUCGGAGGGUUCUGGCCGCACUGGUCCCUGCCUGUGCACCCGCUGGGCGCGGCCUAGUUGCCAUCGUCCAAGCCCACCAUCCCAUACCGCAUCAUGUCAAUAGGCAGGCUACCGAGGCAACAUAAUCGUCCUCCUGCAAUGGCUUAGAUACAAAAGCUCUAGAAUCAAUUUAAUAGUCACAAAUAUGUGAUUAUCUCCCAAGUCGACUGUUAAAUUGAUUCUAGAGGAGCACUAUUAAAUCACACAUUUGUGGCGAUGUCUUGCCUUGAGGAGCACUAUUUAGCUGUCGGCUGGAGCUUCUGAUGGUGAGUUCUUUGGCUAUAUGCACACUACUACUUGUACCAAAGUGAAUACUUUUUGGAGUUGAGUUUCACCCACCCUUGGUUACUCUUGGCUAUUAUGUACUCCCUCUGUCCCAUAAUGUAAGACAUUUUUUGACACUACAAAAAAAAGUAUUACAUUAUGGGACGGACGGAGUGCUUACGCUGUUUGAAACUUUUUUAUACUAUAAGAGCAUGCAGCCGGAUAUAGCAAGUCUUGAGGACCAUCAAAGGGACCUUCUAUACGAGGGUGGGGCUCCGAUGGGUACAUUGCUCAUGGUAUAAAAGGUGCCUGAUACAAUAAAAAGAGUGCACACAUACGAUUGUGUAAGGUUCGGGCAAUGGAAAAUGAAGGUUCCCAUGUCAUUAUGACAAUAUAGGGAUACUAGACUAACAUGAGGGGUAUAAGUUGCACGUUUCACUCAUAUUGUGUGGUCAUAAUUUGUGUUUCCUCCUAUGCCAACUCUAUAAACUUUUUAUGAGUAAGUUUUACCACGUCAAGGGUUGGUGCCUAGAUUGAAUUAUAGUUUGUCCAUCCCUAGGACAAAAAAUCGUACACACACAUGCACAGAGAGAGAGGGGGGAAGGGGCGGGACGGGAAUAUACAAAUUUUUGGAGCAGCGACGGACUUUCAAAGGAGCGGCUCAAAAAGGAUGGUGCCCCGAUGGGCAUAAUGUUCAUGAUAAACGGUGUCUGGUCCAAUGAAAAGAGUGCGCACAUACUAUUGUGCAAAGUUCGUGCAGUGGAAAAUGAAGGUUCCUGUGUCAUUAUGACGAUACAAGACCACCCUAAGGGCUGUAACUUGCAUGUUUCAAUUAUGAUUGUUCUUCAUUGUUGCUGUUUCCUCUUAAGCGAGCUUAACUACAUAAGUGUUGGCACCUUGACGCACAUAAAGAACACACACACACACACCGGUUGGGAGUAUGGAUUGUCCGGAGCACCGGCGGACCGUCAAAGGGGCCACCUAUACCAGGGUGGUGCUCCGAUGGGUACAACGCUCAUGGUAUAAAAGGUGUCCGAUCCAAUAAAAAGACUGCACACAUACGAUUGUGUAAGGUUUGGGCAAUGGAAAAUGAAGGUUCCCGUGUCAUUAUGACAAUACGGGGAUACUAGACUAAUAUGAGGGGUAUAAGUUGCAUGUUUUACUCAUAUUGUCUGGUGAUAAUUUGUGUUUCCUCCUAUGCCAACUCUAUAAACUUAUGUUUUGAGUGAGUUUUACCAUGUCAAGGGUUGGUGCCUAGAUUGAAUUAUAGUUUGUCCAUCCCUAGGACAAAACACACACACACACACACACACACACAGAGAGAGAGAGAGAGAGAGGGAGGACGGGAAUAUAUGAAUUGUUGGGAGCAAUUGAGGACUUUCAAAGGAGCGACUAGAAAAGGAUGAUGCCCCAAUGGGAAAUGAAGGUUCAUGUGUCAUUAUGACGAUACAAGACCACCCCGAGGGGUGUAACUUGCAUGUUUCAAUUACGAUUGUUGUUCAUUGUUGUUGUUUCCUCUUAAGCGAGCUUAACUACGUAAGUGUUGGCACCUUGAUGCACACAAAGAACACACACACACACAUAGAGAGAGAGAGAGGUUGGGAGUAUGGAUUGUCCAGCACGCCGACGGACCGUCAAAGGGACCUUCUAUACCAGGGUGUUGCUCCGAUGGGUACAACACUCAUGGUAUAUAAGGUGCCCGAUCCAAUAAAAAGAGUGCACACAUACGUUUGUGUAAAGUUUGGGCAAUGGAAAAUUAAGGUUCCCAUGUCAUUGUGACAAUACAUGGAUACUAGACUAACGUGAGGGGUAUAAGUUGCACGUUUCACUCAUACUGUCUGUCCAUAAUUUGUGUUUCCUCCUAUGCAAACUCUAUAAACUUAUGUUUUGAGUGAGUUUUAUCACAUCAAGGGGUUGGUGCCUAGAUUGAAUUAUAGUUUGUCCAUCCCUAGGACAACACACACACACACACGCACGCACGCACGCACACACACGCGCGUGCGCACGCACAAAGAGAGAGAGAGAGAGAGAGAGAGAGAGAGAGAGAGAGAGAGGACAUGAAUAUAUGAAUUGUCAGGAGCAAUGGCGGACUUUCAAAGGAGCGACUCAAAAAGGGCGGUGGCCCAAUGGGUAUAAGGAUCUUGGUGCUACAUUAAAUUAUAAUCCGUACAACAAGAGAGAGAUACAUAGAGAGAGAGGGGGGGAGGGAGGACGGGAGUAUAUGAAUUGUCCGGAGCAUCGACGAAGAGCUAGAUCUGACCAUUAUAGGAGGCGGGGGAGCACUGGAGAGGUUUGUUGCCUCUACCCGGAGCGCGUCGAUAGCGGUGGCAAAUAAGCAUGCUCCGGCGGUGUGGUGCUCGCGAUGUAAUGAGAGUUGUAUCGACGUUAGCAGUUUUAGUAAUUUUUUACUACCUUAGCCCGAAAAUACUUGUUGGAGAAAUGGGUAAAAAUGGAAGUAUCUAGAACUAAAAGGCGUCUAGAUACAUCCAUUUCUCCGACAAGUAUUUCUGAAUGGAGGGAGUAUGCAAUAUUUUAUAAAUCUCAAGUAAGCAUCUAUGUGAGAUAUUUUGAAUCGGGUUUGAUGUACUAGUUUCAACCAAAUAUGCACCUAAUGUUAUGUUCAUGUGCUAGUGAAAUUAAUGUUGAAAACUCCAAA
Triticum aestivum (bread wheat) is the source of this 3734-nucleotide messenger RNA. RefSeq lists its product as uncharacterized. NCBI's taxonomy places the organism in Eukaryota, Viridiplantae, Streptophyta, Magnoliopsida, Poales, Poaceae. The transcript is spliced from 3 exons. The record is from RefSeq and is a predicted model, not a curated record. The coding region runs from base 395 to 832 and encodes 145 amino acids.